UCUCUCUCACUGGGAAUCUUUCAGCACAAAACCCACAAUUUACUACUUCCUAUAUUCCACUCUUCACGCCUCAUUGUCAUCACCGGACCCCUCCUUUUACUUCUUCCCCCUUCUGCCUCCAUCAUUUCGUUAUAUUAUAUCUUCUGGUCCACUCCCACUUUUGGCCAUGUUCCUCCUUUCUUCUUCUGAUGAUGAUUCUGAAUGUUAAAUGCUUAUUAUAGCUUGAUGGGUUUGUAAGUUUCUUUGAGGAUUUGAUCACGGAAUUGAAGCUGAGCCAUGGACGAUGGGAUUGUGCAGCCACUUGCAGAAGGAUCGAAAGCAGAAAAUGGAGGAAUUACAGAUAAUUACCGACAACAGGCUGCAACAACCAGUACUCAGCCAAGAGGAGCCGAGUCACUGCCAGCCUUCGUCGGCAAGCAUAGGUUGCAAGCUGCCAUUUCCCAGCUCAAUAACGAAAUCAAUAUAAUUGAGGGCGAGCUGGAACAAUUGGAAACAAUGGGUGAAUCCUCCAG
This is a messenger RNA of Neltuma alba, 512 nucleotides long. RefSeq names its product guanine nucleotide-binding protein subunit gamma 2. NCBI's taxonomy places the organism in Eukaryota, Viridiplantae, Streptophyta, Magnoliopsida, Fabales, Fabaceae. The record is from RefSeq and is a predicted model, not a curated record.